CAGCCUGGAGACUUAGUUCGGAGCUCCUAGUCUUUAACCAACUAGGUCCUGGAAGUUGUAAGCUAUUAUAACUCUUUCUGUUUCCUUAGAUAAAUGUUUCCAAAUUCUAAUCUAUAUUGUGGUUAUUCUAAUAAUUAGUUUAUUAUUUCAAAAAUGUUAUAACUUAUUUCUAACCCAAGAGGACAAGAAUGUGUUUCAGGGCAAUCUGUCAGGACCUUGGAGCCGCUUCUUCUUCCGCCCAGGCCUGGUCUCCGCAGAGGAUUUGUUGCCGUAAUGUCGGCUGCGAUUGCAGCUCUGGCUGCUUCCUAUGGCUCGGGAUCAGGGUCCGAGUCGGAUUCGGACAGUGAGGGUGGACGGUGUUCGCUGCCAGCCGCCGACUCUCUCAUGCACUUGACUAAGUCGCCUUCAGCCAAGCCCUCUCUGGCAGUGGCUGUGGACUCGGCUCCGGAGGUGGCAGUUAAGGAGGAUUUGGAGACUGGAGUUCACCUUGACCCAGCUGUCAAAGAAGUUCAGUAUAAUCCUACCUACGAGACCAUGUUUGCUCCUGAGUUUGGACCAGAAAAUCCCUUUAGGACACAGCAGAUGGCUGCCCCUAGAAAUAUGCUUUCUGGAUAUGCUGAACCAGCUCACAUCAAUGAUUUUAUGUUUGAACAACAAAGAAGAACUUUUGCCACAUAUGGUUAUGCAUUAGACCCUUCAUUAGAUAAUCACCAAGUAUCUGCUAAAUACAUUGGUUCUGUAGAAGAAGCUGAAAAAAAUCAAGGUUUAACUGUAUUUGAAACUGGUCAAAAGAAAACAGAAAAGAGGAAAAAGUUCAAAGAAAAUGAUGCAUCUAAUAUUGAUGGUUUCUUGGGACCGUGGGCAAAGUAUGUGGAUGAAAAAGAUGUAGCCAAACCUUCAGAAGAAGAACAAAAAGAAUUGGAUGAAAUCACAGCAAAGAGGCAGAAAAAAGGCAAACUGGAAGAUGAGAAACCUGGGGAGGAAAAGACAAUCUUGCAUGUUAAAGAAAUGUAUGACUAUCAAGGCAGGUCCUAUCUUCACAUACCUCAGGAUGUUGGUGUUAAUCUGCGGUCAAGCGUGCCACCUGAGAAGUGUUACCUCCCCAAAAAACAAAUUCACGUGUGGUCUGGACACACAAAGGGUGUCAGCGCAGUCAGAUUGUUUCCCCUCUCUGGCCAUUUAUUGCUGUCAUGUUCCAUGGACUGUAAAAUUAAGCUCUGGGAGGUUUAUGGAGACCGGCGCUGUCUACGAACAUUUAUUGGUCACAGUAAAGCUGUUAGGGACAUCUGCUUCAAUACUGCAGGAACUCAGUUCCUCAGCGCAGCCUAUGACAGGUAUCUUAAGCUCUGGGACACUGAGACAGGGCAGUGUAUAUCAAGAUUUACCAACCGAAAAGUACCUUAUUGUGUCAAAUUCAAUCCUGAUGAAGAUAAGCAAAAUCUGUUUGUGGCUGGGAUGUCUGAUAAAAAGAUUGUACAAUGGGACAUUCGCAGUGGAGAAAUCGUGCAGGAAUAUGACCGGCAUUUGGGAGCCGUCAACACCAUCGUUUUUGUGGAUGAGAACAGGAGAUUUGUGAGCACAUCUGAUGAUAAAAGCCUACGAGUUUGGGAGUGGGAUAUUCCCGUGGAUUUCAAAUACAUAGCGGAGCCCAGCAUGCACUCAAUGCCUGCAGUGACUUUGUCUCCAAAUGGGAAAUGGCUAGCAUGCCAAUCAAUGGACAACCAAAUCCUAAUUUUUGGAGCACAGAACAGAUUUAGAUUAAAUAAGAAAAAAAUUUUUAAGGGCCAUAUGGUAGCAGGCUAUGCUUGUCAGGUUGACUUUUCACCAGACAUGAGUUAUGUAAUUUCAGGAGAUGGAAAUGGAAAACUAAACAUCUGGGACUGGAAAACCACCAAACUCUACAGUCGAUUUAAAGCUCAUGAUAAAGUGUGUAUAGGUGCAGUAUGGCAUCCUCAUGAAACAUCUAAGGUCAUAACGUGUGGUUGGGAUGGUCUAAUUAAAUUGUGGGAUUAAUGGGCUUGAUCCUUAAACUGUUAGGAUCAUUUUUGAUCCAGUGUUGUACUUAACUAUAUUUAAUUAUUAAAUGUGUUGGAUGACAAUUUGAUUUACAGAUAAUGUUUUUCUUACAUGGCCUUAUGACUCAUUGUUUUAAAAAAAAACUUUGUAAAUUUGACUUGCAUAAUUUCAUUGGCAACUUCAUUUGGUUCUUCAUGGAUGUUAUUUAUACAGAAAAUGAUGUUGACUUUCUAUUUGACAAGUAGUUAUUGUUGACAGACAGUUUGGGUUUAUCCCUGUGACAUUCUGAAAAGAUCCCUUUGGGGUCAAGAAAGAAUCCCUAGUGGAUUUGGGCUCUUAGAGAGUUAAUAUAUUUAAUGACUCAGAAGGGUACCUCUUCAACAAAAUGACAGUAAAGAACAGGGGUGAUGUAAUUUAAUAAAAAUCUAAAAGAAGGAUGAGACCACUUACAGUUACUGUUGCCCUUAUUUCCAAUGGGUUGGGUUCUAAACUUUUGGCUUGUUGAGUUCCACAAUUUUUUAUAACACACUGUAUGUUUUUAGUUGCAUAUCAGUAAUCUUUGACUGCAACAUCCUCUGAUUAUUAAACAGUGUAAAGUAAAAAUCAGUCCAGAGUUUUUCCUUGACUUUCUUUCUGAUCAGUAUAGGCAGGACUAUAUGUACUUAAUUACAUUAUUUCUGAAGCUGGAACUCAAGAGAUUGAGCCAAGACUUUGAUUGUAUUCACUGUCAGUAAGAACCUGGACACACUUUCAGAAAUUAGGAUCUUGUAGGUCAUUGCUUCCCAGAUGUUACUACUGAAAUCCUCCUUAUAGGAGGUAGUGUGUGAGGGCAUAGUACAAAAUGUCAACUCAUAUUUCUUUGAGCUCUUAUGCUUUAUCUUUAAAGUUUUCUGAUUUUGCUUGUGAAUAUAUACAACAGAACUUCCUCAAAUUAGAAAAAUUAAACUUUUUCCCCCAAGUCUUUGAAUAAAAUUGGCACUCCAACAGGAUGGUCAGGGUUCCCCAGUUGGAGAAGCAGUGCCCAUGGUAAAAGAAGAACAGUAGUUUUAAACAUCAGAUUAUGAAAUCAAGAUAGCCUCUUGAAUAGUAGCUAUAGCCCUUUAGAUUGGCAAGCCAUUUCCCCUGUCUUAUUGCAAGUCUGUAUUAGAUGUUCAUUGUGUGUGAAAUGUUUCGGUACCAUGUUGAAAAGAGCUCCUCGGAGUGCUUGACUUGGAAAUCAAAAUCAUGUUGAGGGCAGGUAACUUCAGAGCUUUAAGCUCUGGUCCUGUGCAUCACAAGUGCAUAUUCCUUGCCAUUUGAGGGCUUCUGAUUUAAAAAAUGUUAAAAGGUCUGGUAUGUAUGACCAGACUCUAUAGCCACAUGUAAGUACAUUUCAAAGAAGAAAACAGAAAAGGACAAUAAAAGUAAAGGAGAUGUAUUUGACACACAGGCAGACACACUGCCUAGCUGCUGCCAUUUCUGUAUCUGCCAGCCAUGGUGGCAGAUUUCUGAAGAGGAAAGGAUUCAGACGAAAUCUUUUCUUUGGUCCCAACCACUCUUUAACACAUGUGAAGGACUGGAAAGUUAUGGGACAAAAGGAACCGCACAUUUGAACUCUCUUGUGCGACAGCAAUACUGAACAUGUUACAAAUCAUAAUUUCUAAAUCUGAAUUUAUUUUACUGUGUUUUUGACUGUUUCUAAACUAAGUAAUUGUAUAUAAAAUUUGUCUUUUUUAAAAAGAUCGUAUUUUUAAAUAAACCAGUUUUUGUAG
Messenger RNA from Tupaia belangeri chinensis (Chinese tree shrew), 3767 nucleotides. RefSeq names its product cell division cycle 40 (gene CDC40). The coding region runs from base 274 to 2013 and encodes 579 amino acids. Gene Ontology annotation, molecular function: mRNA binding; protein binding. The transcript has 15 exons. Gene Ontology annotation, cellular component: catalytic step 2 spliceosome. Gene Ontology annotation, biological process: mRNA splicing, via spliceosome. NCBI's taxonomy places the organism in Eukaryota, Metazoa, Chordata, Mammalia, Scandentia, Tupaiidae. The record is from RefSeq and is a predicted model, not a curated record.